Molecule: messenger RNA, 1868 nt
Organism: Pangasianodon hypophthalmus (striped catfish)
Lineage: Eukaryota; Metazoa; Chordata; Actinopteri; Siluriformes; Pangasiidae
Gene: snorc
Product: secondary ossification center associated regulator of chondrocyte maturation
Exons: 3
Coding region: 332-703 (123 amino acids)
Biological process (GO): cartilage development
Source: RefSeq, a predicted model, not a curated record
GAUUUAUAUAUUAUAUUAUACUAUAUUAUAUUAUACUAUAUAUUAUUCAAUGUUUGAUGUUUAUCAAGAGGCUGCAAAAUUUGUGACAGUGAAAUAUUGUAAAUAUCUAGUGUCACCACUUGACUAAAGACAGAUUGGAUGUUAAAUUUGUCAGAAUGUGCACAAAAUGAGGCUGUAGGUGGAGAUGCUGACAAUGCCCACUCUGUCCGGCAAGCGGACCCCUCCUUUUUCCACCUUUUCACCUUACUGCUCCUCCACCCUCUCACACUACCUCUUCGACAUUGAGCCCCUGGUCUGGAAUUAGUGGUGAGACGCUUGGUGAACAGACAACAUGGCCUUUUACAGAAGCUUCAGCAUGGAGUCCAGAUUUCUCUUCCUCACAGUUUUUGCACUCUGUGUGGCUUUUGUACGUACAGAAACUGUGGAUAAGGCUUCUCCCACGCUACAUAGCGAUAACCAGGGCACGCAGUCCGGAGAUGAUGGAACAGAUGCAGGCCAGGUCACAACUAAAGACCCAACUCAGGACCUGACGCAACCCACCUUCGCUAUAGAUUACACUGACAACCUGGACACCACGACGAUGGAGGAGGAAGGUGUCCUUGGCCCAGGUGCCAUCACAGCCAUUGUCAUUGCUGUGUUCCUCGGUGCCUCUGUUCUCCUCGCCCUCGUCGUCAUCACACUCAGAAAAUUCACCGCCUCUUAGAGCAGGAUGACCACCUGUUUAUAACCUCUGUCUGUCUGUCUGUCUGUCUUUCUGUCUGUCUCUCUCUCUCUCUCUCUCUCUCUCUCUCACUCACACACUCACACACACUUAAUCAUAUCUUUGUUGUCUUCUUCAACUUUCAAACUCGGCAGGUCCCUUGUGGUUGGCAUAUGAGUGGUGACAUGGCCCAUUCAUUUGCAGAAACUGUAACAACUAAGCCAUAGCCGAGGCUAUUUUCACUUGAUGAUGGUCAGUUCAUUUCUCAUAGGUCUAAAAGGUCUUCCAUGUUUUCCAGCACAAAGUAGCAGGUUCUCUAGAUUCAACUUCACAACUGUAACUGAUCCUUGAUCAUAUAUUUUGUUUUCAAUGCUUUUGGUUUCUGUUUUCUGAGAUGUACAUUAUUUGGAGUCAUAGAAAAGACACUUAAAUUCAACUUGUAUUCUAUAUUUUGUAAUUUACAAAGGCCUUUCUCUCUACAAAUGUCAUUGUGAUGUUAAAUGAGCUCACACUAGACUGUGGAAAGUAAGCAGAUGCCUACAUGUUCAAAUGUCUACAUUUGUAAAGAAACAGUGUACAUCUAAUACACAUCUAACUAUCUCGAAAAUUUGUUAGAUGUGUAUUAGAUGUGCACUGUUUCUUUACAAAUGUAGAAACGCAGGUGUGUGUGUGUGUGUGUGUGAGAGAGAGAGAGAGAGAGAGAGAGAGAGAGAGAGAGUGUGUGUGUGUGUGUGUGUGUGUGUUUUCAAAUAAAGUAGGAGAAAAUGUACUAUGCAGAACAGAAUCAAUGCAUUUUAUUAUUAUUUUUUUAUUUUAGCAAAUGUUCAUUUGGUUAUCGACAAAUUUGUGUUAGGCUUAGAGUUACAGUUUUAUAUUAUAUGUAAUGCUAUUAUUAUAAUCAGCUUAUUAUGAUGCUAGAAUUGAAGUGUCAUUAGAUGUUUAUACUCAUCUUUAGAUUAACACUAUAUUCAUUAGCACGAAAACACGUCUGUUUUCAUGUCUCAGAAAGAAAGACAGAAUCUUGAUCAGUCAUCAUGAAUUAUUCACUGAAGUUGAUACUAUCUGCUUUUCCUCUUACUCUCAUCAACUCUUCACACCACUGUUUUAAAAUGUCUGCUUUACAGUAAUAAACUGAAAAGAUAUAAAUAAAAACAAAUCUUUAACCUGA